AGAUGAACCAAUUCCAAGUGGCAGUCCAUUAGAGUUAUGAACAUGAGGUUGAUAAUUGAUAUGGCCGUUGGUUUUCCUCUAGGAGAACCCCAAAAAGUAAGGGAAAUCAAAAGGUGGGAUCUUGGGAAUUGGGAUGGCUUCUGCUGUGGACGGCUUCUUAUUACUAAAUUUAAAGCCACAAUCUCUCCUCACCAAACCUACAAACGUUUCUUUGUACUUUGGGAAAAGGGCACCGUCUCUUCAAAUUCGAGCAGAUUCCAUGGCUACUGAGAGGCUGGGGAUCAAAGUUGAGAAGAAUCCAUCUGAAUCUAAGCUUACUGAACUCGGCGUUCGUCAAUGGCCUAAGUGGGGUUGUGGACCAAGCAAAUUCCCAUGGACAUAUUCAGACAAAGAGACAUGCUAUCUGCUAGAAGGAAAGGUAAAAGUUACUCCUGCUGGAUCAAAUGAAUCUGUUGAGAUUGGCGCUGGGGAUUUGGUUGUGUUUCCAAAAGGAAUGAGCUGCACUUGGGAUGUCUCUGUUGCUGUGGAUAAGCACUAUAAGUUUGAAUAGAACUUGUGGUGUGUAUGAACUAAUGCCUUUUUGAAUGUUGAUGAACUCUUCUUCCAUGACUGCUUUUCUUGUUGAACCAGAUUUCUAGGUUCUAUUAUUGAAUUGCUUCUGGAACAAACUGAGCUAAUAUGAUGAAUCUAAUAUCACGUUUGAGAUUGCUGGUUGUUGAGA
This is a messenger RNA of Cucumis sativus (cucumber), 721 nucleotides long. RefSeq lists its product as uncharacterized. Bases 134 to 550 code for a protein of 138 amino acids. Lineage: Eukaryota; Viridiplantae; Streptophyta; Magnoliopsida; Cucurbitales; Cucurbitaceae. The record is from RefSeq and is a predicted model, not a curated record. The transcript is spliced from 2 exons.